Schizophyllum commune H4-8 is the source of this 2249-nucleotide messenger RNA. RefSeq lists its product as uncharacterized. Gene Ontology annotation, molecular function: ubiquitin binding. Lineage: Eukaryota; Fungi; Basidiomycota; Agaricomycetes; Agaricales; Schizophyllaceae. The coding region runs from base 11 to 2143 and encodes 710 amino acids. The record is from RefSeq and is a predicted model, not a curated record. The transcript is spliced from 4 exons.
CUGAUUCAUCAUGACCACCACCACCUCGUCCAGUUUGCCCGCCUGGCCAUCCGAAAAUGCUAGGAAGUCGCUCACUCCUUCGCAGCAUGCGACUCUGUACCAGAAUGUACUGGCUGCGCUAAGCCACAUCCUGGCUCUACCUCAUGACAAGCGGGAAGCCGACUCGGUCAAUCGGUUCAUCUCUUCCUAUGCCAAGGAUGCCGCACUGCAGGUUCUCGAAGGCCUUGUGUGGAACAAGAAUACGUCGCAGGACAACGUACAGAAGGCUGUGCGCAAAAAAGUACUUGCUCUUGCGGAGAGCUAUAGCGCUACGCAUGGCAUCGAUGCACAAACUUUGCUGGAUCUUGCAGUGGCAUACGGGACGAAUCCCGGCAAGAUCUCUUCCAUCAUCGCAGCCUCUAUUCAUUCUGAUACUGCCUUACUAUCUUCCUUCCGAUCCGAAGUUGCUCCUGCCAUCGUUUCUCUCCUCACUCCAGCAUCAGGGCUGUAUGGAUUGAGGAAGAUGACGCACUGUCUGCUUUGCCUCCUGCGAGCGUCUCCACCAGAGGUCCAGCGCUGCUUCUCGCAGUCGAAAGAACUGCUUGUGGCCGUCGCAACGGUCUACAAUCAGAUCCUUCCCUCACUCGCGCAAAACUACGGCGGUCUAUCAACCAUCCAAAGCGCUGCGGACCGCGAGGUGGACGAAUGGGAGCGAAUAUGGCUGGAGACGAAGGUCGCUCUUGUCGACGUUUUCCACAUCCUUGUGUCACGGAUGCUGGAGGAUUUGUCAACGGCGAAGGGUCAGGCUUUGGGCUUCGAGGCCGACCGCGCCUUCGAUAUCGUCUUCAGCGUGGUCGAAGUCCCGCUCGCUUCCGCGCCCACAUCCUCUCUGCCUGCGACACCAUUCCUCAACCGGACGAUUUUGGCGGACUACCAGCAAACAUACGACCUCAAAAGGGCGCUGGCAAAGUCUAUGCAGCAUGCCGCGGAACGCGAUGCGAGACUAGAUCUGCUGGAGUCGAGCCUGCAGUCGCUCGACGGCGAAAGCAAGAAGGAUCCUGGUGUACUGAAGAUCCUCCUGCGAUCUUCUGGGAUACCCUUCGGGAUUGACAACCUCGGCAAGGGCUCGCGCGACAAGGGCAAAGGUCGCGCGCAGGAGGCGCCGCCUACUGUUGCACAACCUGUCGAUCCCGACCUAGACUUGAAGGUCGCGCAGGUGCUGGAUAUCUUCCCAGAUCAUGCGCCAGAAUACGUGCGCGCGCUCCUUACGCACGAGUCCUUUCCCUACAAGGGCGAUCCGGAAAAGCUCAUCAUGGCGCUCCUCGACGGAACGGCGCCCUCGGAGGACCAGCUGGAGGCCACUGCCGCGCCCCAGCCUAUGUCCCGCCCUCCGGAGGUCCAGACUGUCGUUCAAGAGCGACGGAAUGCGUUCGACGACAAGGUCAUGAAUACGGCUCAGCUGCGCGUGGGCAAAAAGAACGACGAUGUCCUCCGAGACCGCGAAUUCAUCAGUCAGAUGAAGGCGGACAUCCUCAGGCGUGCUGAAGCCAUGGAUCUGGAGGACGAAGAGGAGGAAGACGUUGAGAAGGCGGCGGAUGCCUUCGAGGACGAUCUCGAGGGCCUGAACCAAGUCAAGGUCGCCGGAGACGGAGAGGAGACGGACGAAGAAGAAGACGCGGCGCCGCCGACGCCGGACACCAUACUGGAGCUCGCGUACAUCAAGAACCCGAAACUGUUCGAGAGGGACGGGCAGACGCGUCGCAGCAAGGAAAGGGCGGAGCUGAAGUCGAAAACAGGAUUGGACGACGAGCAAAUCGAGGGAUGGAGGAUUAUGCUAGAGCGCAACCCCAAGAAGGACAAGAUCCUCGCUAAGCACGAGCUUACGCCCAACCAGAACCGGUUGCCUCCUGCUGCCGAAGCAUCCGGCUCAGGUCAGGGUGAUUCGCAAAGAGGCAGAGGGAGAGGAGGAGGCGGGGGAGGAGGAGGCAGAGGAGGUCGUGGCAAAGGCCGCGGUCGUGGAGGAGGUGGAGGUGGAGGAGGCGGGUCGACGAGCAGCGAUCCAAACACUGCUCGCGACCGCGCCUGGAAGAACAAGAACAAGUCCAGCCGGGCAACUCGGGGGCACGAUAAAAAGAUGGCACGGAUGGCUGGGCCUCCUCAAUGAGUCCACGGAGCGCAGUUACCUCUUCUUCUACACCUUGCUUGAUUUGUGAAGCUCCUAAUAUUCUUAGUAGCACUCUGAAUGCUCAGCUCUGGUCUCCUCCCCCGCC